This is a messenger RNA of Myxocyprinus asiaticus (Chinese sucker), 7340 nucleotides long. Its product is annotated as NHS-like protein 1. Bases 1014 to 5861 code for a protein of 1615 amino acids. The record is from RefSeq and is a predicted model, not a curated record. The transcript is spliced from 9 exons. Gene Ontology annotation, biological process: cell differentiation. Lineage: Eukaryota; Metazoa; Chordata; Actinopteri; Cypriniformes; Catostomidae.
UGACUCAAACACACAGACAGACAAACACCCACGCGUACUCAAUGUGGUGACGUGAGAGAGGCAGGAAGAGGAUCCGGUGGAGGCUACAAAGUGCACAGUCCUCAUUGACAGCAAUGGCGACGGAACCACCUGAUCCUGUUACUGGCUAAGGAAAAGGAAGAUGAGAGAAGCGAAGAGGAAAAGGACAAACUUGUGCUGGUGAUGUCUUUAAUCAAGGUGUGCUCGGACGCAGUGUCACAUGGGUGUUGUAAGAUGACCUCUGGGCUUGAUAUGUGAUCAUAGGAGGGUUCCGCAGUUGUUCCAGGGUUUAAAAGUUAAUGUUAAAACAUUCUGGAUGCUGAAUUUCUUCAACUGGACCUUGAGCUUUAUCUUCAAAACUGGUCUUAAUUUCACAGAGGUAUGGCUUCUAGUCUACAAGUGGAUUUUAAUCUUUCUUGACACUGAAUUUUUUCAAUUGGACCUUGAGUUUUCUAAGGUGCUCUCCAAAAGCUGGUCAUGUUGUCACAGUGGUGUGGCUUAUAAACUGCAGUGUGCUGAAGUUUGCUCAGUGAAAUAAGGACACCAAGCCUCAUCCAGGGAAAGACUGGCUAUUUUCCAGCCUGCUGCUUCAGUUAAUUACUGCUUCUGGAUUUCAGCAUGUUGGGAUUUUCAGGAGUCACAGUGGAGUUUUUUUCAAUCUAGCAGACAAAAGAGUCACCAAAUUUUUGUCUUAUUGGUUGGAAAGAUAUAAUUUGUUUCACAUGUAAAUGUGGACCAGUAAAAUGCAUUUAGUGUCAAGUUUGAUAGUGUGUAAACUACUUAAUUUUUGAGUUUAUUUUGUUGAGCAUUUUUGGAAAAUACAUUUCCAUUGUUGAGCCUCAUGAAUUUAAAGCCCCACUACCUUGUGAUUUUCAGGCAGAAACCAUGUCAUUUAGUUCUACUUUGAUCCCAGACUUGUGAGGACCAGUGAGAAGUGGCCCAUAUCUAGAACAUUGAAGUUUAUCUCAAUCUCAUUCCAUGCCUUUUGAGGGGGGAUGAUGAGGGAAAAGCGUUCUGGGUCUUUCAGGAGGGAGAAGGACAGGUCUGAGAAGCCAGCCCCUCUCUCCCGCGCUCUCAGCUGGCUGAGUGUGUCCUCACUGUCUCAGCAGACCCGUAAACUGUUCCACAGUCAGAGCGUGCUCCACAGACACUCCCACACCCCACAUAGAGUGGACGAAGAUGAAGAUGACUGGGUGUAUGCACCCCAGCAUGACAUAGCUGUGUCUAAUUUGGAUGAAGAGAAAAAGUGGACUGUACACUACACGGCUCCAUGGCACCAGCAAGAGAACGUCUUCUUGCCGGGCUCCCGACCUGCCUGUGUGGAAGACCUGCACCGUCAGGCCAAAGUUAAUCUGAAAACAGCCCUCAGAGAAUGUGAUAAACUGAGGAAAGAUGGGUUCCGCAGCUCACAGUACUACUCACAGGGUCCCAGCUUCACAGGUCCCACACAAACCCAACAUGAGGAGGAGGACUCUGAAGUUGAUGAUGCUGAUAAAAAGUCCAUUGCAUCUUCAGGAGAGGAAGAGAAGGACUCCUACCAAAUGAGGGAACAGAGUCCAGCACAGGGGGAGGGUGCUGAGGUUGAUGGACAAGGGCCGCGAACCAAAGCCCCACCCCUGCCCACUCCAGAAGAGAAGAUGAGGCAGGAGGCUCAGGCCAUUCUCACAGAUAUUAUCCCCAUCAAUGUCACAGGGGAGACAUUUGACAGGCAGGCCAGCAUCCGCCGCUCCCUAAUAAACACUGACACUCUGACCCACCGGCCCAAGAAGGUUAAGCGGAGAAAGACUAUAUCAGGCGUACCUGACAGCGUCCAACGGGAACUAGCAGCAAAAGGGCGUGGAGGCGAGCUUCGGCCACAGUCCAUGUUUAUCCCUGGACAGUAUUCAACACUUGGGCGAGUUGUGAGUGGGAAUUCAACUCUACGUCGAUCUGAGACAAAAGAUUCUGGCUGCCAGACUGAGGAGGUGAAAAUCGUCCCACCUUCUGUGAGGAGAAUACGGGCUCAGAAGGGCCAAGGAAUUGCUGCUCAGAUGGCUGGCAUCUCCACCUCUGCCACCAGCAUCUCUGCUGUGUCUGAUGGGAGCUCCCUUGGAAGUUCAAUAAUUGGAAUGGCACCCAAUUUUAGUAAUGAUAGCCAGCGAUUCCACAGCUUGCCCAGAGGUGCACGGGUCUCUCUAAAUGCAGAGCCCCUUUAUAGUAGUACCCCGUUCAGGAAAGAAGAUUCCACAGCAAAAGCCCUUCAGCCAAUUGGAAAAUUACAGGUCGAUGACACUGUGGUGCACAUGAGGUGUGCCCCCAGGGCAUGCACCCUAACCCGCCCAAAGUCUCAGGAGGUGAGAGGUACUCAACGGGAAUGGGGAUCUGUCUCCGGUCCCGCUUGUGUAGUUUCUCCACAUGCAGCCUACUCAACUUCACUUAUACCUAAUGCUACUCUGUCAUGUUCCACUGAGGUUAUUGCACUUCAUACCACAUCAAGCUCUGGCCAGAGCCUAAUUGGUGGGUCACCGUACCCUAAAGCUAGGCCUCAUAGCAUGAUUUCAACUGUCAACAGUGAGAGCACCAGUAGUGUGGCCACAGGUUCCCACACACCAGAAGCAGGCAUUAAGGAUACCUGCAGUGAGACUGGCCGGUCAGAUAGCAGUUUGCACAGCCACAGCACAAUUGCCGCAGGAACAAUGUCUUCGGACGAGCAAUGGAUUUAUGACACCCCUGAAAAUGUGUUGCCCAAAAGGACACUGACUUCGAGCUGCUCAACACCCAUAAAUCAUCUCUAUAAUAGCCUUGAACGCUCCUCAAAAGGCACAGAUUCUAGUUCACUCUACUCUAUGGACAAUGAUGGCUAUUACACUUCUAUGCAUCUGGAUUCAGGCCUUCGGUCAAGGAGCCAGGGUAGUGGCCAUGGUCAUGGCAUAGGAGGCAGGGCAUCAAGACAUAGUAUGUAUGAGUGCCUGGGUCAGCAAGAAGAUCAAAGCAGCUUGUACAGCUCACUGUCACGCUCCAUCUCCCUACGCAAGCCUAAGAAGCCACCUCUUCCUCCAGCACGCACAGACUCUCUACGUAGAAAGCCUAAGAAAACCAACUCUCCCAAUGUUGAUACUGGAGGGUCUGUUCUGAAUGAGUCAUUGAUUGCCACACUCCAACAGUCACUUCAGAAUGGGCUGAAAGUGAAAGGGUUGUCCACCUCACCAUCUCACAGUCCUUGUAGUGACUAUGAGGAUCCCUGGAUGCUUCGUCCCAGGAGCCAGAGCAGCAUCAGUGCAGGCAGCAGUGGCAUAUCAGCAACAGGGAUGGCUAACGUUUAUGCCAUCUGUCACGUCACGCCAUCUCACAGUGACACUAGUAGCCUGCGUUCUGAUUAUGCAGAUUCCUGGGGCUACUACAUGGAUUACCCUCGUCCAUCUGGUGAUCAGACGCAGUCCCCAUGCAAUAAUGCACUAUCUGCAGGACAAGCAGUUGAGAUCACAAAUGGAAGGGGUUUCCACAGUGGUACCCAGACCACCCUUCUUCCUCCUCAGGAAGGAAGUGAUGUGUCGGUAAAGGCCAGAACAGGCACCUCUUCGCCAGACAGGGUGCAUCGGUUGACUUCUCCAUCAAGUGGGUACUCAAGUCAGUCCAACACUCCCACAGCUGGCACUCCUGUCCCCUCCUUCAUGAGGUGCAUGUCCCCAUCAGGCAGCAAGCCCAAGCCCAGAGUACCUGAAAGAAAGUCGUCCUUGAUCUCAUCUGUAUCCAUCUCCUCUUCUUCCACCUCUCUUUCCUCCAACACCUCUGAUUCCAUCAGGAACAAUGUCCCUCUGCCACCUCCUCUUCAGGCUGACCCUGUGGCUCAUUUACCUUUCAACCCUCCAUCCUAUCCUCCUCCCCUUCCUCCCUCCAGCCCUGUGUGCAAUGCAAACGAGAUAUUUCCUCCUCCACCGGUUUUACCUAUGAGCCCUCAUCAGCAAGCAUCUAUGUACACUCCUUACAUAAAAUCCUCCCCAGAAUUUCCACCUCCUCCACCUCCAGAGGUGUUAAUUGACCCUGCCUUAUCAAGCCUUAAUAGUUCUUUUAGCCCUCCACCUCCUCCUCUGCCACCCCUCCCUGCUUGUUCUACCAUCCCUCUUUAUCCCCCACCCCAAUUUCCAGUCCUAUCCAGCAUGACACCACCUGCACCCUCCUCUGCUAGCUUGAAGAAAAUAAAGGGGAGCCUUAAACCAGUGAACUCCGAGAGAUGGCCAGUGUCCACUCAAUCCGAGGAGCCUAAUAAGUCUGGCAUGCCACUGAUUACCCCCUUUGCCCUGCAGAGUGUGCAGCUUCGCUCUGUGAAGCAGCCAGAAAACAGUGAAUUUAUUUGCUCCAAAUCUCAAGAAAUAGUGGCUGACCAGAUGACCAGUAAGCCCCAGACACCAGAGAAGCCUAAAAAACAAGAGCAUUCCUCAGUUCCUCUGGUUUCUUGCAUACCUUUAAAUAUAAAUGGAGAGAGUAAUGUUGAAGCCCAACAUGACUGUGAUGUAACAUCAGUGGAAAAAUUACAUUCUGAACCGAAAUCCUGCCUUACAAAUGGAUCCAUAGAUUUUGAUGACAGUAAGGCCACUGCUGAAGUUGAUGGUCAAGAGACUGACAUGUCACCACCAGUGGAAACACUUCAAAACACUACACCCAAGAAAAAGCCUCCUAUGAUUUCCAAAAAGCCAAAGGUUUCUCUCGCCUUUUCCUCCUUUUCCACACCUGAAUGUAAAGCAGAAGAGAAUUCUACAGCAUCCACAGACAAGGAUGUCGGUGAUUUGCUGAGUGCUCAGAAUAUGGUGGUAAUUAAUACAACUACAAAAGAAAAUCAGGACACCACACCUGUGCCAGAAGAGGAGAUAGAGAAUAAUAAAAGUGAAAUUUCUGUACCUCCUGAGGAGAUAGCAGACAUUUUUCCAACAAGUGGUGAAGCUCAGGAGUUUUCCCAGACUGUACUUGAUAUGGGCAUGGGAACCUCUGAAGGAGAUGGGGAAGAAUAUGGAGGAGAUGAUGAAAAUGUGACCAGCAGCACCGGAUCAGUUGGCUCCAAAGAUGAUGAAAGUGGUGAGGUUUUUGAGUCCAGCACCUCUCAAGGUCCCGGCAUCAACGGCGACUCCUGUAAGGAAAUGGUGACUCCCACACGGCCCAGAACCACAGAGGACCUCUUCGCUACCAUUCACAGCCUGGACCAGCUGGACCAACAUAUGAGGUCCAAGCGGAAAGUCCUAGGACGCCGUGAAUCCGAAGAGGACCGUUCACAAGGUCCUCUAUCACCGGUGACCCCUACAGGAAUAGUCCCAGGCCUGACUUCCUCCCUGCCUCGCCAGUCUGGUUCCAUCCAACGUAGCCUACGCAAAUCUGCAACCAGCAGUGACACCUUCAAGGCCCUUCUGCUGAAGAAAGGCAGUCGCUCUGAGACCAGCUUCAGGAUGUCUGCUGCCGAGAUGUUGCGCACUACCGACCCACGGUUCCAGAGGACUCGCUCUCUUGACUCCUCAUUUGACCCUGCAUCUCCAACUACACAAAAUGCUCACAGCCCCUUUGCUUCUCCGAACCACAGCAAGAGGGCGCCUGAGGACUGGGCACGCAAUGAGGGAUUGAUGCGAUGCUCACCAGGGUCACCUUUCUCAACAUCUCCAUCAAUAACUGGACCAAGGUAUGGCCGAUCCCGGACCCCACCCUCGGCGGCCAGCAGCAAAUACAAUGCCCGUAGUCGAAUCCUCAGCAGUCCCAUGACUGUUAUCUGUGAAAGGGAAGGAGAGCUUACUGAGAGUGGAGAGCACUGCGAAGAGCCAACCAUACCCCUUCCCAUCUCUCAGGACUCUAACAGCACUUUAUGUGAGCAGAGCAGCAGUUAGGAGAAGAAAUGGCUGUCUCUGUAGCAAAGGAAGAACGUCUACACAGCAUCAGAGACUGACCGACAGCAGAUGACCAAGAAAGGUUGAACUCUGUUGUGGGUCGUGCAGCCCGCUAUUACAAGCAGUGCCAUGGGUUUCCUGAUGUUGUAGUGUGGGCUAAGACAUGCUGGGAUCUGAGGUAGCGCCAUCAGUUCAAGUGGUCAGAUCAAGCAGUUGGCAGAAAACUGCUGUAUUUGUAGCUCAUCAGAAAAAAGUAAUCAACUUUCUGUGGCAAUACAAGACUCAUCUUUCCAAUGCCUAAUAAUAACUUUUUUUUUGUUCUGUUAUUCUGUUCUGCUUUUUUAGUUCACCAGCAGUAACUGCAGCGCACAGAUUUAUAUGGGGGGGGGGUUGGUGAAGCAGUUAACAAGCAUGUGAAAUGCGGUAAUGAAGAAAUUACUAUGUGACUAAUUGUUUUCGCUAGUAGUUCAAGUUGAUGGAUUAACACAGAUGCAGAAAGAGGAAGUCUGAGUGUGUCACACCUCAAACUUCACUUAGGCAGCUCUGUCAGCGCCUCUGUCGAUUGCUUUCGUACACCAAUCUUCAAAGACCUUGUCAGAGUUCAACAGAAGAAGAGCACACUGGUGAAAUCUACAAUAAGACUUUCUUAUAAAUCUCUGGUCAGAUUGUUUCAUCGGAAGUGUAAGGAACGCAACAGGAAUUGUCGAAAGAGGGCAGAGGGACUGGUGUUUGAGAAAAAAAAAAGGUUGUUUUUUUGGUGUGUAGGUUUGCACUGUUCAUUGUCUCCUUUUAAUUGUCAUUGUUCAGUGUUUGUUAUUUUAAAUGCAAAUAGUUCAUUCUGACAUAGAAAGAACUUACUUGAAAAAAAUGACUGGCUUUAUUUAUAAAUUGUUCUGGUUACCAAAGAGCCUAACAGGACACUCUAACUUGCUGUAUGCCCAGUAAGACUGAAAUAUGUGGGCAUUUAUUAAACAGAGAGGGAAUGUUCUGUUCUUGUAGCAUCUAUUGAUGAAGACAAGCUUUGAUGUAACCGAGGCUUAAUAACUAACUCCUCUCCUGUUUACCUGUCAAAACCUUUUCUUGUGCAGUUUUAUAAUGUUUUUAUGUAUAUACCUAAAGAAAUGUUAAGUAACAACUUAUUUUCAAAAGAAUUUGUACAUUUUAGAAAUCUUUGUUAGGAGUGGCUUACUUUUGUAGAGUAUUUAUUUUAGAAUAGCCUGAAGAAUGUGGCUUGAUAUACUGUAGCUGGAGAUGGUGUUUUAGUGGGGAGGUGAAUAAAGUGUGAUUAGACAGAGCCUCGUACAGUCUUUAAGUUUCAUUUUCACCACGGAUGGAAUUUCUGUCCUGUUCCUGCACCACCCCAAAGUGGAUUAGAAACCUGGAGAAAGAGACAAUGAACUGAACGAUGCUAAAGAGGAUGCAAGCUGCUAACCCUCUGGAGUAUGUCUGUGUAAUAAAACAUGGUGGUAUUUAAAAAUU